Babjeviella inositovora NRRL Y-12698 is the source of this 1597-nucleotide messenger RNA. RefSeq lists its product as uncharacterized. NCBI's taxonomy places the organism in Eukaryota, Fungi, Ascomycota, Pichiomycetes, Serinales. The record is from RefSeq and is a predicted model, not a curated record. The annotation marks the transcript as partial. The transcript has a single exon.
CUCGUUUUGUCAGACAUAUAUUUUCCGAUGAUUCAUACAUGCAUGUCACGUGAUUGAAUUAUCCUACACUGAUUGUAUCAUCUGGCUGUUUCAAAAAGUAAACAAAGUGUGGAACUGAACUACGUUGCUGUUCGUCCCACCGAUCCUCUCUUUCUCUGCUUUGCGUAUCUACAAUCGGUUCUAUCUCCUUAUUAUUUCUACUGACCCUCUACCCGAUUCUACCUUCAUGCCUACCAAACCCGACAACCCAAUCACCAAGCUCCGCGAGAAGUACUCGCCCCAAAAGCGCUCCCUGUCACCUUCCCGGGCCUCUUCGACGUCGGGCAUCCACAAACCAGCUCAGCGUAUCUCUCCGAAUAAAUCCAAUUACAAGGUGUUUGCGGUAUCGCCACAACGCGUCACCACGGCCAACCGCCCUAAGCUCGUGUUAGAACCGCUUCCCUAUAGCUUAUCGCCUGGCACGCACGGUCCUGAGGCCUGGCCGGUGUUAAAGCCAUCCAUGAGAGUGUCGCCGAUGCGGGGUCACCGGACCGUGGAUCUCAGCUCCAGUGGCUUUACCAGCGACGCGUCCGCGCCCAAGGUUAGGAAGUACAGUCCCAGUCGGUUGCCUGUGUUGACGAGAGGAAGCCCCGCAAAUAAAAGCUCUCCUGGCACGGGAAAAAAUGUGAAACGAGAGAGCUCUUCCCCGGCUAAAGCCCCAAAGCCAGAAUGGACCUCCAAUAUUGAUGCCGCCCUGUUAUGCGCAAAGACAAUUGUAUCUCCUGGAAACGAGCCUUCAGACGAAACAAAGGAGCGGGAAAUCAAGCUGGUGUUUGAGUCCAACGAUGACAAGACUGGUACUGCGGGAGUGUUUGACCAGUUGAACCAGGUGAAGCUUGACCAGCGAAAGACCCUUAUGGCCAAAACACCAGACGCUAAGCGUAAGCGCGACUCCCCUUUGUCCAGCCCUAAUGGCCAGGCCCUUAGUGAGAAGAAGCAGCGGAUUUUGAAGCAGGCAGAGGACAUCCUUAAACGACAGCGGCCAAAGGUCGAGUUUGACAAAGAAGUGGCGUACGACACAACGCUCAGCACUACCCGCCUUCCGGAUGUGUCCACCGGGGAGCUGGUUCCUGUGAGAGUGGUGACAGUGGGAGAAUAUGACCUGAUUUUGAAACGGUUGAAAGCGUUGGAGCGGGAAUGCAAACGCCUAGAUCAUGUCAGUGGGAAGUUAGUGCGUGAAUUGCACCAAAAGGGCCAGAACGAGGCACCGGCGGUCCGGCCUUCCAACGCGGAAUUGCGGAAGGAGAAUAUUAGAUGAGCAGUCGGUGUUGCCUUGAAGUUUUCGCUGAUUUUACGUGGACCUAUCAGAUUUUUAUACGCUUUAGGGGUUGUAUUGCGUGUGGAAUAUCCACGUAUACUGCCAUUUAGUGGCCAACGUGAGAGUCAUUCCUUUUGUACAUUCUUGAGGGGGGGCAAGGUCGCUACGCGUGCUGGCACGGUAGUACUUUACUAAACCACUUUUAUAGCCCCUUGCCAAAAUUGUAAAAGGCUUUGCGGAUGGCAAACCAGUUAACGGAUUGACCUCUGAUAUCGUUGCACUCAGAGACACGGAAUAAAA